Linum tenue is the source of this 305-nucleotide messenger RNA. Lineage: Eukaryota; Viridiplantae; Streptophyta; Magnoliopsida; Malpighiales; Linaceae. The record is from the annotation of a GenBank genome assembly.
GUAGGCAAGAAGACGUGAUUUGGCUGAGGUCCUGUUGAAAGGAGGUGUGAACUUAGACCCCUUGAGCAAAUGGUCAAAAGUUGGACUGGUUGUGUAUGAUUCACAAGUGCCAAUUGGGGCUACUCCGGUACUCCCGAGUACAUGGCUGGGCUCUACAUGCUACAAAGUGCAAAUUCAUUUUUGCCUGUUAUGGCUCUUGCUCCACAAGAAAAGGAGCGGAUUGUCGACAUGGCGUAAGUAGUAAUCAUUAUGAUUUUUUCCUCUAUCAGAACUCCAAUAAGAAGAGACGUCAACUCGCAGCACCG